AUGCUCGCAGAAACACACCACCGACUCCUCUCUUCUCUUCACGCGUCGACGACGACUUCGACUCGGCGCACUCGUCUUCAAAGCAGCAACAAAAGCGGAUUCGUGUCAUUCACUGCGCGUCGUUUACGUUUCGGAACGAAGAGAAACACUUCACGUUUCCGCGCUUGGGGGAAACCAAUCUCGUCGUCGACGACGAAGGAUGAAACGACGACAGAAACGCUCCGAAAGGACGACGACGACGAAGAAAAAGGCGCCGUGUUUCAAGGUGUCUACGAAUUUGCCAAGCACAGGUGUUAUUACGAACGCAAAGGCGACGUGAAAGCGGCAAAAGUGCACGUGAUAUUCUUGCACGGAUUUGGCGUUGGGACGUUUCACUACAGGAAGCAAUUGAACGCGUUAAGCGAUGAAGAAGUAUGCGCGUGGUCGAUGGAUAUUUGCGGCCAAGGCAAAUCCUGGCCUAGAAGCGGAGAAGACGUGAGGGAUUUUGAAUACAGCAUGGACAGUUGGAGAGACCAGGUGGAGUACUUCGUGAGAGAGGUUGUUUUGAAAUCAUCGACGGAGGAGGCGAAGGUGAAGGUGGUGCUCGCGGGGAACUCUUUGGGCGGGAAGUUGGCGCUGUACGUCGCCGCGACGAGCGAAGAUAUCACAGAUGGGAUUAUUUUGUUAAACGCGACUCCGUUUUGGGGAUUUCUGGAGAAGAGAGUGCGCUUUUUGACGAAAGAGAACGAGUUCAUCGUGAAAUUGACGCAACCGUACUGGGAUAACUUUCGAUCGAAAGAAAACGUGAGAAUGCUGUUGACUUUAGUCUACGCCGACAAAACUAAAAUCGAAGAAUCACUGAUCGAGAAUAUAAUCGAACCCACUGAAAAUGAAUUCGCAAUACGAGCUUUUAUCAGCACGUUCACCUCGCCGAAAGCGUCUCGAUUGAGUUACGACGAAAUGUUAGAAACGAUACGCGAUCGAAACGAAUCGAUGUUUUUUAAAGUCGCUCUGUGUUACGGUCGAGAGGACCCGUGGGUGGUGCCUUUGUGGGGACAGCGUUUGAAAAGAGUGAUUAAAAACGCCACGUAUUACGAAUUAAGCCCAUCUGGACAUUGUCCGAACGACGAAACGCCGGAAGCCGUCAACGCAGUCGUUCGGUCGCUUCUCGACGAGUGGUUUUUGAAUACGACGACGACGUCUGUUCGGAGGACGUUACCAAAACAAAUAGACGGCGUCUCGAUCGAGUUAGUCGACGGGUCGCCCAGGAACGUCUUCGAGAAGGUAGAUUAUUGGAAAGAUACGUUCGUCUCGAAGUUGUUGUCCUCGUCGUCUGCGUGA
This is a messenger RNA of Bathycoccus prasinos, 1320 nucleotides long. RefSeq lists its product with no specific name. Gene Ontology annotation, biological process: chlorophyll catabolic process. Gene Ontology annotation, cellular component: chloroplast. The coding region runs from base 1 to 1320 and encodes 439 amino acids. Gene Ontology annotation, molecular function: pheophytinase activity. The record is from RefSeq and is a predicted model, not a curated record. The transcript has a single exon. Lineage: Eukaryota; Viridiplantae; Chlorophyta; Mamiellophyceae; Mamiellales; Bathycoccaceae.